AUGGAUAAGAUCGCCCCCGUCGGUCGUCGCGCGCACCUUCUUCCAGACGGUCGCGUCGCGUACGAGUGGGAGCAGACGCUGGAGGAUGUCACCGUGUACGUCGCGGUGCCGCCGGGAACGCGCGCGCGCGAUCUCGACGUGGCGAUCGGGAAAUCCACGCUGCGCGUUGGCAUCGCCGGAAACCCGCCGUACUUGGAGCACGCGCUCGCGGAGACGGUCAGGCCGGAUGAGAGCGUGUGGACGCUGGAGGACGGCGAGCUGCGGUGCGAGCUCGCAAAAGUCAUCAGAGGGAAAUCUUGGAGCGCACCGUUCGAGGCGCACCGCGCGAGCGCGAAUAAAGAAGAGUGUGAGGCGGAUUCGAGGCGCUUGAUGCUCGAGAGGUUCCAGAGGGAGAAUCCAGGAUUUGAUUUCAGCGACGCGACGUUUGACAAACCGCCUCCGGACGCGUCUACGUUUAUGGGCGGCGUCGGCGCGUAG
This is a messenger RNA of Ostreococcus tauri, 477 nucleotides long. Its product is annotated as HSP20-like chaperone. Gene Ontology annotation, cellular component: cytoplasm. NCBI's taxonomy places the organism in Eukaryota, Viridiplantae, Chlorophyta, Mamiellophyceae, Mamiellales, Bathycoccaceae. The transcript has a single exon. The record is from RefSeq and is a predicted model, not a curated record. The coding region runs from base 1 to 477 and encodes 158 amino acids. Gene Ontology annotation, biological process: protein folding.